Molecule: messenger RNA, 4200 nt
Organism: Penicillium malachiteum
Lineage: Eukaryota; Fungi; Ascomycota; Eurotiomycetes; Eurotiales; Aspergillaceae
Product: putative jumonji family transcription factor
Exons: 4
Coding region: 1-4200 (1399 amino acids)
Biological process (GO): chromatin remodeling
Cellular component (GO): nucleus
Molecular function (GO): histone H3K36 demethylase activity; histone H3K9 demethylase activity
Source: RefSeq, a predicted model, not a curated record
AUGGCGACUUCCCUCGAGCAGCCAAAUGGUGAUCAGCUCGUAGCUGUUGCGAUCAACCCUGCAUCUAUCACGCCGCCUCAAAGUGCCAACGGGAAGAAAGAUGCACCUGAGAUACCCUCGGAGUUAUCCGAUCUUGAGCUAGAUGCCAAGUCUGCUUCUGCACAUGAUGAAGUUCCUAUCAAGAUGGAAGAGAAGGAAGAGCCGGUCCUUGUUGAGGAGGAGAUUGCACCUGAUCACUACUAUGGUGGUGGGAAAAUUCCAGUCUUCAAACCAACAAUGGAACAAUUCCACGAUUUCCAAUCCUACAUCAACAGAAUCGAUAAGUAUGGAAUGAAAUCUGGAAUUGUAAAAGUUAUUCCACCCAAGGAAUGGGUCGAUGCUCAAAAGCCGCUGGACGAGCAAGUGAAAUCGAUUCGCGUAAAGAACCCCAUUAUGCAGGAAUUCCAUGGGUCACAUGGAACAUACACUCAGGCCAAUAUUGAACGUCAACGAACUUACAACCUACCCCAAUGGAAAUCUUUGUGUGAGGAAAGCAGCCAUCAGCCACCAGCGCGCCGUGGAGAAAGACGUCGCAACCAGGAUCGUGCCAACAAAGCUGCUACUUCACGACCACCACCUGCUCCCCGUCCAGAAGGCCAGAAGCGUCGACCUGGCCGCCCACCCAAGCGUGCCAAUCAAGUGAAAAUCAAGGAAGAGCCAAUGGACGAUGCGGAGAAAUCGAAAUCUGAAGGCCCGCCAACCCCUGUGUCUCCGGAAUCACUUCCUGUCGAACCCAAGAGCGAAGAUCUGAGUGACGGAGAGCCUCUUCCUGCUGCGAAGCCCAAGGGAAGACAACCCAAGUCCGUCACUUCACGACGAAAAAACAACCGUGGGGAGACAGUCGAUCACAUUGAUGAAGCGGCAUUCGAAACCUUUGAUUACCGGAUCCACGACAAUGAAGACUACACUGCGGAAAGAUGUGAGGAGCUUGAGACUUCGUAUUGGAAGUCACUCAUGUACAACAACCCCAUGUAUGGCGCCGAUAUGCCUGGCUCGCUCUUUGAUGACUCGACUACUUCAUGGAACGUUGCCAAAUUGCCGAACUUGCUCGAUGUCCUUGGACAAAAAGUGCCCGGUGUCAAUACAGCCUACCUCUAUCUAGGUAUGUGGAAGGCCACCUUUGCUUGGCACUUGGAGGAUGUGGAUCUUUACAGUAUCAACUACAUCCACUUCGGUGCUCCAAAGCAGUGGUACAGCAUCUCACAAGAGGAUGCCCCACGUUUUGAGGCAGCGAUGCGAAGUAUUUGGUCGAGCGAUGCCAAAAACUGCGAUCAAUUCCUCCGCCACAAGACCUACCUUGUCUCUCCAAGCUUGCUCAAGUCCCAGUACGGCAUCACCGUAAACCGAUUGGUUCACUACGAAGGCGAAUUCGUGAUCACCUUCCCUUACGGCUACCACUCUGGCUACAACAUUGGGUACAAUUGUGCCGAGUCCGUCAACUUUGCAACCGAAAGGUGGCUGGACUACGGCCGGAUUGCCAAGAAGUGCCACUGUGAGUCCGAUAGUGUGUGGAUCGACGUAGAUGAAAUUGAACGCAAGCUGCGUGGCGAGGCUACUCCAGAGUACUAUGGCGACUACGAAAGCGAGUUCGGAGUCUUUGAUGGUGCUUCAGACCUUCUUACACCCCCACGCAGUGUACCUGAGAAAACCUGCACUCGUGGCCGAAAGAGGAAAAAUCCGGAUGACGGGCCGAGAACCAAACGACCUAAGCUCCACUCCGAAGGCCCGCGGAAGCUUCCAUGCCUUCUGUGUCCGAAUGAUCUUGACUACGAGGAUCUUUUGCCAACGGAAGAUGGGCAAGGACAUGCCCAUCGACGAUGUGCUGAUUUCAUUGAAGAAACUAGCAUCCUCCGUGACGAUUCGGGUAAUGAGGUGGUUUCUGACAUUGACAAGAUUCCCAAGGCUCGUCUUGGUCUAAAGUGUCUUUUCUGUCGUGAGGUUCAUGGUGCCUGCUUUCAGUGCAACUCUGGGAAGUGCACUCGAGCCUACCAUGCUACUUGUGCCCUUCUGGCUGGAGUUCAAGUUGAACAUGGCUCCAUAGCCGUCAUUGCCGACGAUGGACAACAGUACGCACUAUCCAGCAUAGACUUGAAGUGCAAGUUCCACCGUCAAAAACGACCAUUCGGCUCGCUCGGAGAAUCAUCUGAUCUGGAACGUCGUGUGAUAGCGGCAGCUCAUCGGCAAGUACAAGGUGACUUGAUUCAAUUCCAGGCUGAUAAGGAGAUCAAUGGUGCCAUUAUUCUGGAGAAUCGACCCGCAGAACGGACAUUGUUAGUCAAAGUUCUACCGAGAGGAGAUGUGAUUGAGAUACCAUAUUGUUGGAUGUUGGUAGUCCGCAAGAGCAAUUUUGUACCUCUUGCAGUGGGAAUUCAACCCCUGCCGGCCCACUUGGCGCGAAAGCCGGAACAACGAAAGGACUUAGAAGCAGCGGUGCCGGUAGCAGGAACUGCCUUUGGUGACGGCCGGUCCCCUUACCAGUGGGCCGAAUUUGAGACGGUGGAUGCAACUAGAAACCAAUUUGCCCCACCGGUGAAGGUUCACCUGAACGAAGCUGAACAGGUGUGGCAUUAUCUGGGAGCGCAGUCCACCGAGAGUAGGGCACAGUAUACGCACAACCCUACUGUCUCCGUCCACAACCCGCGGGCCAAUUUCCUGGACAGCGUCAAGUCGCUUGGCGUGGCUGGUGUCAGUGCUCGUGCAUCGAAGAUCUCCCCCCACCAUUCUAUUACCCAUGCUGUUACCGCCCCUGCCCCUCCUUACCAGCAAAAUCUUUACGCCCAACACCGACCGCAACCACAACAAAAACACGAACAUAUCUCAACCGCCAACCAUACCCCUCGCCUACAAUCCCGACCGCCCUCCUCUGCCGCACCCCUGCAGCACCUUGCCCCUCCCCCUCGCUCUGCCCCUCCCACCGGUGCUGCUGCUGCUGGUCCUGCGAUGCCGUCGGCCGCUUUUCGAACUUUACCGAACCAAUCUGCCCGUCAUGCCCCUUAUCCAUCGGUCACCAAGUCGCACGUUCAGCAGCAGCACCACCUCCCCGCCACUAAUACCUUUGCCAAUGUCCGGGAACUUAUUGCCCGUCGACGCCUCGCUCAGAUCACCGAUCAUGCCAAUGUCUUCGCUGGCUAUACCAUCGUCAGCCCUGAAUUGGUAGUCGAGACAUUACUGGGUCCUAUGGGCUCUAUUCCUCCAGCCAAUGGAUUGGAGAAACUUGAGUUAGCUAUGGCUCAGCAGCGGGUACAGCCCCGGGCGGCGGAUGGCACUCUUCUUCCGCCUCAGACCCUGAACAUGCGGUCUGAGGAGGUGACGCGACUGCUCAACAUGCUUCGGUUUUCUCUUGUCAGCCACCGUGAGCGCUUGGAUGUUAUCCAGAAGAAGGAGUCCGAGGGUGUCAAGUUGGAGACCAUCGAUCGGGGCAGUGUGGCCGCCGCCAAGAUGCCUGGGAAAUACGCCUUCCUCGAUCAACAACGUGCGUUGGCCCCCAAUGUUUACCAAUCUCCGUACAACAUGCCGUCGGGUCUGUCGGAGUAUGCCAAGACUACAUAUGGGCUCAUCCCAUCACCGGAAGAGCCACCUAAACCGUCACUGGCCAACGAUUUCUUCGCCAGUCUCUCACCAGAAAAUCAGGAGAAAAUUAUGAGGACCUGUGGUAGCUUUGUUCAGCGAGCCAUCGAACGUUCUGCAAGUCAUAGUCGACAUAGCUCAGCAUCAAAUCUUCGGCUAUCGUCCGUGCUCGCCCAGCAGACGCAAAACCCCACGAUCGACAUCACAACGGUUGACGAUCCUCCACUCUCAGGGCUCGAUCUACCUUUGCAUGCUGAUUCGCCGUGCUCAAGUUUUGGCCGGUCGCAUCUGCGCCUUCAAUCACCGAAUGACUUCCCUAUCCAUGGACCUGAUCCUCAUCCAGAUCACCACGAUCUAUUUGGCGAUCAACAAGCCAACACCCGUUUCUGGCAAAAUGGACCCUGGAUCGCUGGUGAUGGCAAUACCCCCAACGAGGAGCACCGACCAUUUUUUGGCCCCCAUGAACGUUUGAAGCAUGACUAUGCCUCUUCAGAUAUCUCCUUGGGCAAAGGACCUGGCUCUUUGCAUUCUGUUGACAUGGCUGGCUUCGGCUUUGACGGUCCGGAUGAUCUUAUUGGUGGACUCAGCCCAUAA